Kwoniella shivajii is the source of this 1842-nucleotide messenger RNA. RefSeq lists its product as uncharacterized. The record is from RefSeq and is a predicted model, not a curated record. The transcript is spliced from 8 exons. Lineage: Eukaryota; Fungi; Basidiomycota; Tremellomycetes; Tremellales; Cryptococcaceae. Bases 1 to 1842 code for a protein of 613 amino acids.
AUGACCGUCCAUCCCUCCCUACCUUUAGUACCUCCUCUCACAAAGUGGAGAGGACAUACAGUCAUAUUCUCCCUUCCAAAACAGGUAAAUGUGGAGAAUCUGAUCAUGAAGAGCCCCUCCGAUGUUCCUGUUCCAACUGCAGUGAACGAGAAAGGUAAACAGAAAGAAGCAGUGAUCAAGACGCCAGAGCGCGUUAAGCAGGAGCCCAGCUACACUAAGAAAGGCUCAACGGUUUUACUCCUUGGCGAACACCCAUUUCAACGCUUGGAAUUGUCUUCUUCCGAAGGUGACUCGAGCGAUAACACUUUCAGCAACUCUCUAUCCCCGAUCAAAAGACAACACCAUUAUCGAUCCAAAUCAGUAUCUCCUACUCCAGCCCCCAGGUCUUACUUACCGUCCUCUUCCCGAUCAGAUAGAAUUCUCACGCCUUCACCAGACAUUAGCGAGCCAAUCGACUGGCAAGAUUUCUCUGACCCGUAUGGAGGUAUUGACGAAUACGGCGUGGUCGACGAUCGUAGCUCUUUGUCUGGAAACUCCUGGACAGACGAUAUAAGUGACGGCGCUGCUGCUAUAAUAACCCCAAAAGGUUUGCCGGCUUUUCCAAGUCCUCAGAUCGACGUUCAAGAUUUAGCCGCACUGUUGAACCAACCGGCUACCGUGUUACUACCCACUCCACCUUCCACACCUGCUGCCGUAAGAAGACGUGUCAGUAAAUCACCUGUAUUGUCGGCGAUCCCCUCGGUGUCCACACCUAGCUCUCCUUUCGAUUCUAAUACGCCCUUGCCUCGAUCCCCUUCAAGUCUCAGUGCUCCCGGUAGACUGUUUGAUCUAGGUUCGAACAUCCACGAAAUCAAUUGGGCAAACUCCACAGACAGUACCCCUGAUAUAGACCACCCCGAAGAUGAAGAGACAGAUCUCAACGUAAUCAACUGUAGUGCUUGUGGAAUCAGAGUGAAUUUUGUCCAAGCAAAGAGAAUGCUACCUUGCGGGGACGUUACCUGUUCGGCUUGCUUUUCAUCUACAAUCUCUGCUGUAUCGAAGGUCAAAGGUCAUUCUCAGUGUGUUACAUGCACCAAGAAGGUCAUAACCUUUGAGACGCUCAAGGAAGUUCCGACAUCCGACGCUUUUGAAGGACCUCCAUCGUCCGGGCAGUUCGAUAGAUAUCCAAUUGCUACGGCCACUUCUGGUAAUGAAUCGGUGGUAAUGAGAAUCGAUAACAUCGCCUGGGAUCUAACCCCCAACAUCGUAGAAAGCUUUCUGCCAGCGGACACAUUGGCUGAAGAUUUGGCACAAGCCAUCCACAUUCCUCUUGACAGGUUUGACGGUAGGACCAAGGACUAUAUGUAUAUCGAAGUGGCUUCACUCGAGGCUUCAAGGUUGAUUCUACAAACCCGCCAGAACACAUAUAUGCCUGGCGGACCACUUACUGGUGGUCGUAAACGUCCCGUGACGAUUACUCAUGUAUCGCAUGCAGAACUUGUCUCAGAGCUACGUCCUCAAUCAUCACAAGAGCUGCAUUCUCUCCUCAAUCUGUGUCAUCUAGCUUUGGCACCACCUACGCAUGCAUCAAGAUUCCUCAAAGCGCGACAUGGCCCUUUCUACUCCCUUAUGUCUACCAUGAGCAAACUGACUGGAAAAGGCAGUCCAGCAUACUGGGACUUAUUUCGGGCGAUAUCAAUGCUCGCGCAAACCAUCAAUCGCAAAACUUAUCAACCCCCUUCUGGCGAUCCAACCAUGCCUUUCUCUGGUCCUGGUCCAGCCGAUGAAGAAGAUCAAGUGGUACUUGACAAAUUACUGUCGAUGUUUCAAAGGUGUUUCGGCAUCACUCCCGCUUUGAGCUGA